Molecule: messenger RNA, 2182 nt
Organism: Dimorphilus gyrociliatus
Lineage: Eukaryota; Metazoa; Annelida; Polychaeta; Dinophilidae
Source: the annotation of a GenBank genome assembly
AUAAUCUUGUUUACACCCGUAGCAACAGGAUCUUGAUUGCAUUUGAAUGCAAAAAAAAAGUAAACACUCUAAAGAUACGAUGGAGGAUCGUGAAUCCUCGGAAGAGAUGGAUGGCCUGAAGUCUUUUGUUAUGGAUCAAAUUGAACAACAAAAUGUUUGCAAAAUUUCCUGAUAUAAUGUUUUAAAAAGAACCUCAUAAUCUGUUCAAUUCUUUUAUUCCGUUUUUAGAAAAACUCCAAUGAAAACAUAUCCUCUGACAGAUUACAAGCUUUUGUAAAUCGGGCGCUCUCAGAAAGCACUAGGUAAUAUGAGCUUUAGAUUUUUAUAGUAUAAAUUUAACAAACAAUCCUUGAAAAGAAUGAACAAACAAGUUAAAAAAUCGAAACUGGAAAUGGAAAAUCUAUACAAAAGUCUCGGAGUCAACAAUAUGGAUGAGUUAACCAGAGAGCAUAGAGAAGAGAAUGGAUUACAAUAAAAAGAAAAAUUAAAUAAUUGUACUUUGAAUAAAGUAAACUAUCGGAAUGUUAUACAUUUUUUGUUAAAAUACUGUCAAAUAUAUAAUAAAACCAAAAAAAAUCGUUUCAACAAAUGCAAGAAAAGCUAGUGAAUAAAAUUAAAAUCCUUUCAUAAACUUUCAAACAAAUUGUUAUAAUUGGCUUUCUUUUUCUCUAAAAACUACCUUUUUAAUUUGAUAGGCAAUAGAUGUCUCUACCUGCCCAAAUUCUUCUUUUCGCGUGUCUCCUAAUUCGUACUAGAAAUAUUCAAUUCUUGUGGAGAAAAUUAUAAAGUUUUGCGUUUAAAAUUUAAAGUAGAUUUUUGCUAAAGGGUAGAAUAUAUAAUAAUGAGUGACGAAGACGAAAGAUUGGAAAACUUAGACGAGCAACCUUGGGUUGGGAUUAAAACACAAUCUGGAAACUCAAUCAUAGUGAAGUACAUCUUCAGUCACAAAUCGUAUGAACUUUUGUUAUCUGAUGGGAUUUCAUGCUAUUAUGAAAGGAUGGAAGCAGAAGAAUUAUCCGAAAGAAAUAAAGAAACAAACCCCAGUCUUGAAUUAACUCAAGGAAAACUGUUACAUUUAAUUAAAUCGGCCUUUACAGGAGAACGAAAUGUAAAAAUGAUUGUUAAGAAAGAGAGUGACAAAAUACAGUGCUCUUUCACUUAUUCUAUUUCUGGUACUCUGUUUCAAUGGAAGAUCAUUGCCCGACGUCAAGUUGAGAGAAUGAAAAGUGAUCUUUUAUCUCCCCUCUUUCAAAUGGCAGAAGAGCUUAGUAGACGCCAAGCAGUUUUAUUUACAAAGCUACGAGAAAAGGACAAAGAAAUUGAUGAUUUAAAAAAUCAAGGCGUUAAAUGCAGCAGAAAACAUUUAGAAACACCUAUCUUUGAUGAAAGUCUAUUUCAUGAAUCGAUGAAAAAUGCCAAAGCAUUCAAAGAUAUCUGUAAAGAUGAUGAUAACAUGGGAUUUUCUCCACAUUUACAGCGAUUUUAUAAAGAAAUUAUGAAGAAAAAAUGUGAAUCCGAUGAUGAAGACAUUCCAGCUAGUGGUAGUGGAAAUAACGCUUCCAACUCUCCUGUGAAAUCUGUAAGAGAAAGCCCUAAAAAAACAUCUGAUCAAAUGCGAAAAGAAGCUAAUGAUCGUAAAAAAGCUGAAGAAUAUAAUACUCCCGUUGUGCAAUCAAAGAAAAAGAAGAAGCUAAAAAUUUAGAAUCAGAGACUUUCAAUUUUUCCUAUUUCAUCAUCAGUAAUGUAAUUAAACGUCUAAAGAACGUUAUAUCUUACUAUCACUGAAUAGCUAUUUUUAAUGUUUUUACUUAAUAAUAAUAUUUAUGCAAAUGAUCAUCUUUAAAUAAAUCAAUCAUUCAAACGCCUACAAGAUGAAAAAUAUACAGAAUAUACUAUGUGUACUUGAAAUAUCUAUUGUGUCUACGACUCCGUAAAUGUUUGCUUUGUUUAAAACGAAAAAGCUUUAUUCUUUCAUAACAUAGUUCAUACAAACCAAUGGCUGUCACAAAAAACUACGUGCUUUUUAUAUUGACACAUAGAAAAGCCAAUUGUUAUCUUACUUUCUUUUUUAUUAUAAUCACUUCGUUCUUAGUUUUUGUGAGAUAGUCUUCUAUUAUCCUCACAGCUGUCCUAUCAAACAUUAAUAAUACUUUUUUUCUAUCGCUGUUUCAUUCUUUUUUUA